Messenger RNA from Leptonychotes weddellii (Weddell seal), 5311 nucleotides. NCBI's taxonomy places the organism in Eukaryota, Metazoa, Chordata, Mammalia, Carnivora, Phocidae. The record is from RefSeq and is a predicted model, not a curated record.
UUGUGUUGUUGUUGAGUUGUAGAGGUUCUUUAUAUAUUCUGGAUCCCCAUGCCUUACCAGAUGGAUGAUUAGCAAAUGUUUUCUCCGGUUCUAUGGGUUGGACAGGUUAAUUUUUGGAAGGCUGUUGCUUUUUUACUAAAUAGCACGAGCCCAUUUGCUAAACCUUUUAAACAGGUGCAGAGGCUGCAGAGUGGAUGACACUGCCUCCACCCACUGGACUUGGGGGUUCUGUGGAGAAUAAGCUUCAGGGUCACGGUCUGGUGGGCACAGCUGUGUCCCAGCGAGCGGUUGGUCGUACUUGGAGGUGUGAGGAGACCGAGGGGUUCAGCCUGUAUUGUCCCCACAGUGAACGUGGGGCUCAGAGCUCAGCCUGCUCCACAGGAGGCAGCCAGCAACUGCCUGGAGCCUCCGCUGAUUGUGUCUGGGGGCAGAUGCCGUCCCCAGAAGCCUCUCCUGCCGAGCCGGCCGGGAGAAUGGUACACAUCUCUCCGGGAGCACAUUCCUUUAGCUCAUGCAGAUAAUUAAAUCCCUUAAAGGAUUAAAAGUCCUGUGUCAAACACUUGAUGUCCCAUUUAUUAGUAUUCUCUGAGUCCUGUUCCUGCCUGAGGGGUUGAAUACUUCCAUAGUCUUGGGGAAAUCUGUAUAUUACACUAUGGAGUACACAGACGGGCAGGCCAGUCCUGGGGGAUUGCGUAAGACCACAGUGAGGUCUUUUGUUUCUUCUGGCUCAGAGGUGGUGUAGCGGAGUCCCUGGACUACUUUCUGGCUUCAUGUACGAGUUGCUAGUGUCUGAACGGGCUGCCUGUCUCUUUCCUGUUUCUCUGUCUCCCCGAGACACCCUGCCUGCCUGCCCCCCAGGCCGAUGGUGCACCUGCCACCAGCUGCGAGGCUGACAAGACGGGAGACUGCUCUGGGCUGGACUUGGGUUUCUUAGCUGGGAAAUGGGCAGGUGGGACCAGAUGGCUGAUCUCGGAGAUGUUUGGGACAGCCAUUCUUCGUCCUGGGUGCUGGUUCACCCCGUCAGCAGUAUCCCAGGUGUGAUCUGAAGCCGGCACCCAGACACAGUGGACAGGGGAGGGACGGAGGAAAGAGGCAGGCCACUCUAGAUGGGUUGAACAAGCACAGGAAGCAGACCUAUGAGGCUUGUCUUGGGGGCUGCGAGUUGGUGGAUCCCUGUGCCCGCCGGCCCACCCGCCACAUUCUCACUAUUCAUAGAGCCUCAGCUUGGGUUCAGUCACAUACCCCCUCCCUCCUGAUGGUCCCAGCACCUCAUCACUGUCUCAAGGUCGUCCUGGGGGCAGCUUCUGGGCGAGGUGACCGGAACCCACAUUCCAGGGACGGGAGGGGGUGAGGAGCCUCCACGUGCUGGGAUCCAGCUGCCGGUCAGCCAGCGGUCACAUCCUCAUGAUGGGCGGUACUUUCCUGCACAGAGCAGUCCCCGUUCCUUCUGGUACCCCUCCUACAAAGCCAGAAACCACCCCAAGUUCUAGAGAGACAUUUAAAGGAAGAACAAGUGGCUGGAGGACACUCCAGACUUGUUAUAGUCCCUGGAGGGUGGGUAGCCACAUGCCCAGCGAUGCUCGCUGUGUCCGCCCCCUGCCAGGGUCAGUCACCAGCCGGAGCCUCUGGGGCUGUUCCAGGGCUCACAGACUCAGAGAACUUGGGCUCGAAGCCUCAGCUGAGAAACUGCUGCGUCCAGUUCCACCCUCUUUCAACACCACCACACCUCCCUAAAAGCAUACAAUUUGCAGCAGAGCCCAAACUAGAUUUGGAGCUACCCAGCUGUUUUACCUGGAAACCGGUUUUUAAAUUCCCUGGUUUUCACAGUCAUUUUGCCGGGCCUCGGUAUGUGCGCUCCAGUGGGACUGUACUAUUUUACCUGUAAAUACAGGCCAUGACCUUGUGUCUCUCUGUUAUGACUGCCAUGCGGGGAGCGGGGGAGAUUGCUGGCUUGCAGGAAGAGGGCUUGCAGUAGGAGGAGAAAAAACAAAAGCCUCCAGUCCGGAGCCUGUUUGUGCUGCUGGAGGAAAGCCCCUGUCCCUUGUCGGGUCCUGCGGCCUUGACCCUGGUGCCCCUGCAUCAGCCAUUCUUGGCCCCCAUCCACAAGUGAGUUCACCUGCUACCAGCAAGUGAAAAGGCCCCGAGGUGUACCUUGCACCUCCUCAUCUCCGCUGACCUUGCUUCCCAUCAUCCUGUCCGGUUCCACCCCUGUCCCGGCGUCCUGUCCCCACAUCCUGUCCUCGUGUCCGUUUCCCCACCACUUCCCCUUCAGCAGGUAAGCAGACUUGAGGUUCAUCCUAAGAGGAAGAAAGUUCGCAUCCCUUGAGCCCGGCCCCCGUUCCGCUCUUGCCCCAUCUCCUUCCCACUGCACACGGCUGGGGAGGAAGUCCUGGCCUCUUCUGUCUAAACACGAGGCUGGCUUCUGCCCCCACCGAACGAAGGUCACCAACAAUCUGCUUAAAGCUAGUGAUCUCUUUGUGCCCCAGCUGCUUCACAAUAUUUGACCCUGUUUAUUUAGUUCCUUCUUGAAAAUCUUUGCUGGCUUCCAGCGUCCUCCUGAUUUCCUGCUGCAGCUCUGGGCACACUCCCACCCCUUCCUGGGCCCCCGGUCCCUCCACCUGUCUCCUAAAGGCCCGUGUGCCUAGGGGUCUGGCUGCAGGGGAGGCUGGUUCCUGGGCUUCCUCUUUUGUAAUCCAGGAAACGGGAGCCCCCGCAUGGCUUGCUUAGCUGGGACAGCGAGGUUCUGUGUGUAAAACCCCUUUUGCAAUCAGUAAGUGGGAAACCGUGUUGGCAAUUUCGAGAAUCUGGGGGAGGGGGAUGCUCCUGGUUUGGUCUUUGGACCCUGUGGUUAGGCUGUUUCCAGGCACCCUCUGGAAACCUGUAAGCCGGAUUUGGACACGUGGGUGGGCCUUUUUCUCAGCUUUCACCCUGUUCUCAAAGGGUUCGGACCCAAGAACUAGGUGACGCCGGCCGCAUGGUGAGAGGGUGCUGGCGCAGAGUACUGUGAGAAGGUUUCUCUGCUCCAUCGGGAGUGGAGAGGUGGGGCCGGAGGUGGGGUUGCAGCUGCCGCUCACAUGGACGGACUCUGGAGCCGGAGCUGAGGGGACAGCAGCUGCUCUCUGGCAGUCUGCAGAGGUUGGCCAGGCUAGUCACCCCAAGGGACCCCCGCCUGGUGUGGUGGGCUCUGAGCCGUGUUACAGGUCCUCGGGGUCCUCUGCUGGGGACCACGGAGGGAGGCCCUUGACGCCGGGGCAGGCUGGGGGCCACAGGGAAGGGGAGGGAAGUCUCCUGCGGACACUGGGGGUAGAGGGGUGCGUGGUACACGGCGCCACUGGGACACCUGCUGGAUUCAUCCGUGGAGUCCCACUGGUGUCCGACCCAGUAUGUCCCACGCCUCCCCGAAUCUGCCCUCCCCAAAUGCCUCCGGUCCGUGAGUGGCGGUGUCUUCAGAUUCUCACCUCAUCUGUCCCCGAGCCCCAGUGAUGCCCACCCGGCAGGUGUCACCCAUGCCAGCCUCCCCACCAAGCCCCCGCAGGGCCACCUGCGCUCCAUGCCUGGCCCCUCCUCUGCGGCGCAGGCAGAGAGCUUGCAAAAGCAGGUCUCCUAGUCCCUCAUCCCCGCACGCUGAAAACCCUGUGGAUCCGCAGAGGGUUCUAGAUAGACACCAGACCGUUAGAGCACAGCUAGUUACUGCACUCACCCACACCGGGCUCCACCUGCCUCCCUCUGGCUGCAGGGACAUGGCCCGGAAUUCAUCAGUUGCCCUUCGGGGCCUUCCAGUGCCUCUGCUCCCCUCCACUGAGGCCCUGGCUUGCAAGGCCGCCCCCAGAGCCCCCAGACAUGGGAGCCUUCCUGGCUCUUGCCGGCCUCCCCCCUGGGGCUGGACCCCCCCAGGGCUGCCCUUUUCCUCCGGGGCUCCUGCGGUGCCCUCCUCCACGCCCCCUUCCCAGGAAGGGAGAAGGCUUCGGCCAGUAGAGGAGGGAGCAAAUCAAGAAGACUUAGAAGACUUAGGCUCCGGGAGAGUCGGGCCAGCAUUGCCUGCACACCAGCCACACCACGGGGUCCUCAGCCUGAGCCCACAGAGCUGCUGGGCCCAUGCGUCUGGGGAGGGGGUGGGGCAGGAGAGCGGAGGUGGGGCCUCCAGCCCGGCUCCCAGUGGCGCCCCAGCCCGCCCCUGUCACCUGCUCCUCAUCCCCACUCUGAGGCCUAGGGAUCCAACCAGGUGGCAGCCUGCUGCUGGGCCAGGUGUCUGCGCUCAAGUGGAUCUGCUCAGGAAGUCUCAAGGGCCAGGGCCGGAGCCUGCGAACAAGCUGGACGGAGGGCCUCGGGGCUCACCCACGCCAGGGGACUUCUGGCUCCUGCCUUGGUCGUCCACCUGCCCCACCGGCCCUGGCCGGCCGCACUCCUGCCUGGUGCGAGGGUGGAGGCGUGGGGACACCUGCGGGAGAGGCCAAGCGGUCCCUGCCGGGGGAGGGACGGGUACCCAGGUACGCAGCAGAGCAAGAAGCAGAGAACGAGACCGGUGGACACUGCGAGUGGAAGCUACCGUCUGAAGUUCAUUUCCACCUGACAGAGGAAUGAUGGCCAGGGCCCGGCGUUUCUGUGCCAACUAAGGUGCUGAGUGCCCUAAACACGCCGUGUGCCCUAGGGAGGUAAGUAAGUUACCCAGUGUAGACAGCGCGCACUUGGCAGAGCGGAGAUGCAGCUCCGCAGGCGGCCGAGCCACAUGGCCUGCAGGCAAAGCCCCGCUCCGCCCCUCAUGAGUCUGCACAGACUUGCCCUGUAACUCUGCUUCCCUGUCCGGGCUCACAGAGCACACCUCAGAAGCUGUCUGGGGGUGACGUGGACACACGAAGGUGCUCGGCAGGGGCCCUUGCAGACUGUGUUUCCACACCUGCGCUGCUCGCUCAGCGUCUGUAUCAGACGGUGGGUGUGGGUCUGUAGGUGGCUGGAAGGAGGCGGGCUUCGUGGUCACUCCAGCACAGCACCCGUGUCCUGUCCUGACGGACUGCCGCCUUUCUCCUGGAGCCAGACGAUGACACGCGCCUGCUUCUAUCCAGGUGCCUAUUAGGGGGAUGAGUGUCACCAGAUGCUCAGCCCCGGGCCCAGGGCUCCCGCGCUCCUGGCGGGCUCCUGCGCCUGCUGGUGGGACCGUGGUCACUGAUCUUUCCUUCUGUUUCAGGCUCCAGUACCAUUCAGCUAAAGCUUGUGAAGGCUUUAAAAUUGAUGUUUUGUUCAUAUUUGGCAUGAAUUUUUAUUUUUUAUUACUUGACAGAGAGACAGCAAGGGGGAGUGGGAGAGGGAGAAGCAG